CUCUCUCUCUCUCUCUCUCUCUCACACACACACACACACACACAGUUCUUGCAGCAAAUGCAUAAUUGUUAAAGUUAAAACCAGUACUGGAGGUGUUGUGUUAACAGUAACUUUGAUCAGAGAUGAAAGGAAUCGAUCUCUUUUGUGCAUCUCCAGCCUCCACAGCCAUAUGUGUGAGCUUCGACAAAAGCUCUGUGGUUCUACAAGGUGGUCGGGCAAUAGAUCGCCACAAUCCCCAUCUUAGGGACUCAAGAAGAAGCAGAAGAGGCCUUCACAACACCCCAUCUUCCUCCUAUCCCUCUCAUUCUCAUUCUCAUUCUCAACCUCAACCACCCACAAAAUCCAAACCUUACCCUCAAAAUCGAAAUCAAAAGAAGACUACAAGAAAGAGCUCUGCUAAGGCUACUGAUCUAAUCAGCCCACCUGGUUCCUCUAGAUAUCUCUUGAGUGAUACCUCUUUCUUCGAUGUUUAUUCGGAUUUUGAUGAUCCAAUCUCCUCUUUAGUUCCUGCUAAACCCUCAAGGUCUCUUUCUUUAAACCCUGAUGAUUCUUCUGCUUUGAAACCUUCUUCUUCUUCUUCCUUGAUUUCCUCCUCAUCUCUGGCCUUGAAAGCUUCUUCUUUGUCAACCCUUUCACAACCAUCUCCUGCUUUAAAACCUUCUUCUUCAAGUCGGUAUUGUGACCAGGUUGGUUUACCUUCUUCUUCUUCUUCAACUCGCUCUCAUGACCAGGUUAGUCUACCUCCUCCUUCAACUAGCUCUCAUGAUCACCAGGUUGUGGUUUUGAGGGUGUCAUUGCACUGCAAGGGCUGUGAAGGGAAAGUGAGGAAACACAUCUCUAGAAUGGAAGGGGUGACAUCCUUUAGCAUAGACUUUGCAACAAAGAAAGUGACAGUGAUCGGGAAUGUAACGCCGUUGGGUGUGCUUGCGAGUGUCUCGAGGGUAAAGAAUGCACAAAUCUGGCCGUCACCGUCUUCACCAUCACCGGUUGCCUCGAGUUAUUAACAGAGUGAAGGAAGACGAAAAAAAUGUAGUUUAUAAAAGCACUAGAGUUUUAUAUGUGUAGUGUGGUGUAAUUAUGUUAUGCUAAAGACCAAAUGCUGUAAUUAAUUAAUUAAUUAAUGUAAUUUAAUUUUAGUGA
Macadamia integrifolia is the source of this 1140-nucleotide messenger RNA. Its product is annotated as protein SODIUM POTASSIUM ROOT DEFECTIVE 2-like. Lineage: Eukaryota; Viridiplantae; Streptophyta; Magnoliopsida; Proteales; Proteaceae. Gene Ontology annotation, molecular function: metal ion binding. Bases 123 to 1004 code for a protein of 293 amino acids. The transcript has 3 exons. The record is from RefSeq and is a predicted model, not a curated record.